AUGGUUGUGAAAAGAUUUGAAGUUCCUGAACCUGUAGAUGUAGCCAUACUGGGAGAAGAGCUUAAGUUUAGAACCUCUGGACGUGUAGCCAGGAAUCGGUUUAUGAAGGUAAGGUUUAUUGGCUUGCUUUUGUAAUAAUGAACUUGAAACAAUAUAGCUUUAACUAAUCUUUACCUGGUUUAAUCCACACUUUUUAUAUAUAAAGAUUACGUAGAUUUAACCCCUGCGGCAAAUUACUAAAUUGCGGUUUUCAGCCAAUUUCGAGAAAAUCGGGAGCAAAAAAUUAAGUUUUGAAUUUCCCGCCAAAUUGUCAUUGUGUUUCAAGCUUACAAUUUUUUCAAUUUUUGACUUUUAAUUAUUUUUCCUUGAUGUACUAGUAGAAAACCUUUAGAUGGACCUACAUUAUUAAAUUAGCUUAUCAAGAAAGUCGAAAACGUGCUUGAAACACAAUGCCAUAUUUGCUAAAGUGGCGAGAAACUCAAAUAUUUUAAGUUUAAAACUCAAAAGCGCAAACUGAAAUUUUUUAUGAAUACUAUAGUUAGUACAAAGAACACGUAUAAAAUUUUUGAGCUGACUCUAAGUAAGGCGAGUUGGGUGAUUUCCUUGUUAAUUUUAAAAAAUUUGAAGGCCGCCAUGUCAGAGUACGUAUCCACAUUCGAUAAGGAAGAUGCUUCAAAGUCUGGUCAUAUAACACCAGUGUUGCAAAAUAUGUACGAGAAGUGGGGUCAGGGAGGCUUUGGUGUGAUUUUGACUGGCAAUCUUCAAGUCGACCCAAAACACCUCGAAGCCGCUGGCAAUCACAUCUUAAGCAAGGAGAAUUGGUCUGAAGAGAAGGCUGAGAGCCUGAGGUAAAUUUUUAUUUUUUUUAAAAUUAAAUUUUAAAAUUUGAAUUUUUUAAAGUUUUGAAAUCUUUUGAAAAUUUUAAAAUUUUGAAAAUUUUUUAACUUUUUAAAAUUUUAAAAAAUUUGCGUUUCUCAAAAUUUAAUUUUCAGAAAGCUAGCCGCAGGCGCAAAAGCGGAUGGAGCCCUAUUCCUAGCCCAACUCGGAAAUGCAGGCCGUCAAACCCCCGCCCACUUAAACCCCCACCCAUUCUGUCCCAGUGAAGUACCACUAAAGAGUAAUACCUUUGGUAACACAUAUGGUACUCCAGUCGCUUUGACCUUGGAGCAAAUUCAAACCGAAAUAAUCGACCGGAUCGUCUUUACUUGUCAAAAACUUCAUGAGGCCGGCUUUGAUGGAAUUGAACUUCAUGGUGCUCAUGGCUACAUGUUGGCUCAAUUCAUUUCUCCGACUACGAAUUUGAGAACCGACCGGUAUGGUGGAAGUGCCGAGAAGAGGGCUCAGAUUUUGGUGGAUGUCUACAAUGCUAUACGGUGAGGUUUGGGGUUGUAGGAGGUAUAUAAGGGUGGUAGGAGGUAUCAAAGAAUUGCUAGGGGAUAUUACAGUUCAAAAAUUUUUAUUUUAUGGCACGUUUAUGGUUUUAUCACCUAAAAUUUAAAAUUUUAGUGAACAACUGCCAGCUUCGACCGGUUUUGUUGUUGGAAUCAAGAUGAAUUCGGUCGAAUUCCAAAGUCAUGGCAUGGGUAUUGAGGAUGCUAUCACUACUGCCAAAAUUGUUGAUGUAAGCAUAGUUUAGCCAAAACCUUCGUAUUUUAAAAACUUUUUAAAAAAAUUUGAAAAUUCUUUUCCACCAGGACCCAUUUUAAAAUUGAAAACUAUUUUGAACCUAUACUUGCUCGUAUUUUACAAAAAAAAAUAAAAAAUGGGGUUAUCCAUGUACAUGUAAAAAGACUGGGACAGGCCUGAUUUUCCGGCCUAGUCUAGACUUUUUUGGAUUUAGGAGUGAGAAACGAGUCGGGCCGGUCCCACUUUUAAAACCGGCUGUUUCAAGUUUAGCUUCUGGCCGACCCGGCCUGAUCGUAGGCCGAACUGAGCUGGGCUUACUCGGCCCGUUUCACAUCUUUAUUAAGAGUUGUUUUUUGCAAGUCAAAUCUUUCGUUGCGAGACCUAGGCUAAACUUCUGGGACUUUGAUUUGAGCCCAGCUUUCAAGAAUAUAUGUGUCGGCAAGGCCUCGUCCUAUUAUGUUUGCUUCAGCCCAGCCAAGCCCAGCCCGUCUUAUUCCAAACCAACCCAAUUUAAUAUAAUUUUUCAAUUUUCAGGCAACCGGCUUCGACUUCAUUGAAUUCUCCGGCGGCACUUACGAGAAAUUCGGCUUCGAACGGAAGGAUUCGACCAAAAAACGAGAAAGUUUCUUCACCGAAUUCACAGAAGCCAUCAUGCCCCACCUGAAGAACACUGUAGUCUACGUUACCGGCGGGUUCCGCACCACUCCAGCCAUGGUACAGGCCAUUAAAGAUGGUGCAACUAAUGGCAUUGGACUAGGCAGACCAACCUCGGCCGAACCUGACAUCCCUAAUAAGAUACUGGGUAAACAAGCGUUGGCUACAAGCUACAAUCCAGUAGACAAUGACUUUGUGCAAACAUUUGCUAUCACCACAACUCAGAUGGGACAAGCUGGAGCACUACCGUAUGCUGAGUGUCAUGGUGAUCCGGCUUACGGUAUUUUUGAUCAGAGUGACGAGAAGGAAUACAAAGUGUUUUCGGAGGAGUACGAGACCUAUUUCAAGGAGAAACUGGCUAGAAUUGAGAAGGGAGAGAUACCAACUGGUGUGUUUGAAUAUAAUUCUAAGUAUCUAUAA
Messenger RNA from Bursaphelenchus okinawaensis, 2700 nucleotides. Lineage: Eukaryota; Metazoa; Nematoda; Chromadorea; Rhabditida; Aphelenchoididae. The record is from the annotation of a GenBank genome assembly.